AUGGGUCGGCUCGACCGGAGUGAUACCACGGCCUCACAGAAGACCGGCGUGAAACAACCACAGCGUUGUGUUUCGCCAUUUAUGAGCGGAGCAGGCACAGAACUACUUGUUCUAGGGUACGACGUAGCGCCAGGUCUACUGGUGGGUGCAGCUCUAGUCCUGAUUCUGGAGACGAUGUGGGUGGCAGCACUGUUCGUGGACCUGCUCUGCAGGCGUGGGGAGUACACCCUGUCACUGCGCUGCUGGGACUUCACGAGGUGGUCCUGUGGCCGCGCUCGCGCUGCCAUGUACGCUUGUGGCGCCACCGCACUGCUCUUCGCUCAUCUCACAUUGUUUGCUACCAUUUCAGGCGGCAUGCUCCUGGUCCUAGCAGCUUUGAGAGCAGCGGUACCCUUCUCCCCAUACGCGACACAUGGACCUCACUCCCCAAGAGCUGGCAGCUCACUGCUGAGUCAGCAUGACUCGCCGCUACCUGACGUGUUCUACAACGCGGCACAUAAUGAAGAAGACAGAUCAGAAGAGAUGACAGUUCUAGAUAUGAGGACUACGGACAGAUCGCGGUCAACGACCCCAAAGCCACCGCUACUGAACUUUGAUUCGUGAAAUAUGUUCAAUCGAGACUAGACAACGUUAGUUAAUAAAUAUCGCCUUUGGCAACACCGUUAUGCUACAUAUACUUAUGAACAACUUGACGCUGGC
This is a messenger RNA of Spodoptera exigua (beet armyworm), 699 nucleotides long. NCBI's taxonomy places the organism in Eukaryota, Metazoa, Arthropoda, Insecta, Lepidoptera, Noctuidae. The record is from the annotation of a GenBank genome assembly.